Molecule: messenger RNA, 5472 nt
Organism: Cinara cedri
Lineage: Eukaryota; Metazoa; Arthropoda; Insecta; Hemiptera; Aphididae
Source: the annotation of a GenBank genome assembly
CCGAAUCACAACUUAUUAUUGCCUAGCAUACUAUUAUAGGUGGGCAUAUCGGGUUAGAUUGUUAUCAACUGAAGAUUGAAGAAACAAAUGAUUUUAAAUCAUAAAUAAUCAUUUUGAUACGAGACUUCGGACACGACGCGGACGGUAAUAAAAUGAUCAAGUUUUAUGGUAUGGUGUGUGUGACGAGUCUGUGGCUUACGUUUGUGAUUCCGGUUGAUCCGAAACCCAACAGUAAGUAUGUACCGUACAGGUAUAGAUUUAUUUCAUUUAAUUAACGGGUUAUAUUAUACACUUUGAUAGAAAAGAAAAAAAAAAAAAACAUUUGACAAUAAUUUAGCAUUUUGAGCAUUUUGCAACAAAAAAAAAUGGUCAAUGUUUUGUCUUUACUAAAAUUCAAAAAGAAAACAGGUAACCCGAUCGGUAGCACUUUCCAGUUAGGUGGUGUGCCCGGUAUCCAAAAUAUUCCAGCGCUAUUUGAAAUUCCCCAGUAUUUUUUUUUUUCUGUGACUAAUGUUGGACAGGUAGGUACUUUAUAAUUACACGAGACUGCGGCUAUUAUCGCGGGUAUCAUUUCUAUCCGCGCAAAUCGCCAUUCUCCAUCAUUAUCCAUAUUGUCAGACAAAAUAAAGUAAAUUCACCGAAAUUUUAAAAACCAUAAAUAUCAAAUUUCCUCCAAUAAAUAAUUAUUAAUAAAAAAAUUGUUAAUAAACAUCAAAUGUCCGUAUAAAAUGCCCUGUAUAGACCAUAGACGUGGUAAAAUUGUCAAAACAUUCGAGCCACUUUUAAUCUAAGUAAUGGACAUUUUAAUUUUGGCGAGUUUUUCGCGGAAUGUUUAUUCGGUAGGUAUUCUGUAGAUAAAAUUGUCGGACCAAACAGUAAUGCUUGACAAUUUAAAUGGAGGUACAUUAUAAGUUGUACGUAGCGGUCAACAAGAAGAAGUUGAGUUUAAUUUAAUAUAUAUAUAUUUUUAUAAGAAUUUUAAUAUCAAAUUUUGACGAAAAUCGUAAAUAUUACGGUCUUAUUUUAAACGUGUAUAACCGAACUCUGCUCAAAAUCGCUCUUCGUUAUCGAAGAUUAACCGUCGCGUACGGAUAUACAUUCAAUUUUUCUCCUCUGUAUCACACGUUCCUAACUUCUCAUCCACAACAGUGCCCCACCCGUCGUACGAAGUAUAUGUCCGUCUUAUUUUAUUUGCAUUAGCAUAUGUUUGUAUUCAUUAUAUUGUCGCUUACGUAAAAAAAUAUACUAAUUAACUUGUACCUAAUGACGUCCAUAUGGCUGAUAAAAAAUGUUUAAUGUUAACACGUUAUUGUCUAUGAUCAACGCUAUGCACGCACUGUUUGUUAAGUAUUGGAUAAUAUAAAAUAUAAAUAAAAAAUUAUUUAAUGAUGUAUUUUUCAUUUAACUUAACAUCUCAGCAUCCGUUUAAUUUUUUUUGUUUUUUUUUUACAUUUAUCCAUGCUAUUGACGAUCGCUGCGACUUCGAUGUUUUCCGAACUUUCUAUAAUGCCUUACGUCUUUGUGGCGAGUUUUAGCAUUGAUAUGUCGCACAAAUUGACAAAUCGCAACAAACCAAAAUAACAUAAACUAUACAUUUAUAAAAUGCCGAAUUAAUGGUUUUAAUAUAAUAUUUGUUAAAUUAUCACAUUUUACAUAAUUGCAUGCUGUAAGUAGGUAAAUUUUGUGUACGAACAUAAAUCGCUAAAUAAAGACCAUUUAUAAUAUGAACGUUUUCACGAACCCUUUUUCAGUAUUAUAAUUUAAAAUUCAUUAAAUUAUGUCACAUAAUAGAAUGGAGGAACAGGACACGACCGUAUGAGUUUUAAUUACCUAGGAUAUUUUGUAAAAAAAAAACGAUGGCUUUCAUGAGGAUGUGAAACAAGUAAUAAAGUAGAUAAAGUGAUAAAGUAGAGAAAAUGCGUUUUAUGUGAUAAGAGGAUUAUCCUGUCAAAUUUUCAAGCAAUUCUCUCGAGUCUAACAAUUUUAUCCACAGAGUACCACCGAAUAAAAAUUACUUAAAAAAAAACGACAAAAUAAUGUCUAUAAAUAGUUCAAAAAUAACUCAAAUGUUUUAAAAAUUGUACGACGUCUAGAAAAAGAAAUAUAAAUGUUCUGUCAAAAUUUCUACGAAUAUAUUUGACUUAAAACGAAAAAACAAAAUUGAAAAUAAUUUCCCAUUAUUUCUACGUUUCUUGUUUUUCGGCUAUGCUCAAUUAUUAAUAUAACUACAGUGCAGAUCAAAAAAGGUCUCUUGUCGUUUAUCUACUGGAGCGAUAUCUAUGGUAGAAAACAUAAGCCAUACAAAUUUGAAACACCUAAUGAAAUCGUUGUGCUUGUAAUUUAAAAAAAAAUUAUAUAUUUCGUCUUACUUGGUUUUUUCCAAUUAUUAUGAAAAAUACUUUGGUUAUCAAAAAACGACUUUCUCUAUCAGAGGACCAUAUGUGAUAAGGAACAAAAUCGAUCUUUUGUCAUUUUUCAAUUGGAGUAAUAUUUCUGGUAGAAAACAUCGUGUUAACAUAAUAAAAUCGAUGAAAACGGUAAUGCUGUGACACGCCGUAAUUAUUUGCAAUUUUACCUACAAUUUUUUUUUAGGUUUUCCCCAUUAUUUCGAAAACCCCUUGGAAAAUCAAAAAAAUGAUCUCAUCAAUGCACCAACUAGAGAAAAUAACCCUUUUAGAAAAGGGACUAUGAUCUUUACUUUGGGCCAAGUUUUCUAGAAAAGUCCGUUACGUUCUGAAUCUAAAAAAUAAAAAAAAAUUACAUACACACGUCAUAGUAAAACCAAUAAAUCCCUCGCUAUUCUUCUAAAAUCAUAUUGUUAUUUUCGAUAAGAAAAUUGAAAUCAUGUGUAUUAUAGUUUAUAUAGUAUAAUAUGUAACCUUAUGUCUUUAUCAGUGGCGUAGUGAAGGGGAGUGUUUUGGUGUUCAAACACCUCCCUUUGACUAUAUUUAUGCCAAAAAUUAUAAUUUUUUCUAUAUGCAAUUAUGCAUCAGAUUUCUACAUGAUGUGGCGUGUUACAUGCAAUGGAAAUUCAAACAAAAAUUCUUCACUUUGCCACUGAUCCCCCUAACAAAAGUUAUGUGUACACUGUACACUACUGCCUUAAUUUAUAAUUAGCAAUCUGAUUGAUAGAUUGUCCAUAAUAUGGAUAAAUAGGUAUUAAUCUAUACUAAUAUUAUAAAUCUAAAGAAUUAGUUUGUUUUUCGAACCAACAGUUUCUGGGAUUAGCGCAUUCAACCAAACAAACUCUUCAGCUUUAUAAUAUUAGUAUAGAUAAUACAAUUUUUCGCUACCAAGUUAAUAUAUUAUACUAAUUUAGUAGCGUUUCACCAGGUGUUUGAUUUUUCCAAAAUCGUCAAUCCAAUUUUCCAACUGCAUCCAUCAUUGAUGAUAUCAUAUAAAUAAUUAUGGAACAGAUAGACUUUCUUAAUUAUAUUUAAGUUAAUUAGUUGUUGUACCUACAUAGGUAUUAUUACAUUCAUUAUUGGAAAAUAUUAUUUUCAGUUCUUAAAAAAAAAGUUCACUUUAUUAAUUUGUUAUUUAAAAGUUAAUAAUGCCUAUUGUUUAUGAUACCUUUAUGUUGGUUUAGCAAUUCAAGUAAAUGUAGAUGAAAUUAUAGAAUGCUGCUCUUCAAAGGAAAAAAAGUACUCACUUCCCCCAAUAUAUUGUUAUCACAGCAAAACACAAAGUAUAUUUAGUAUUUUUCAAACGAUUAUGGUAUAAAUUAAAUUUUCACGUUGCCUAUUGGAAAAUAAAUGAUUUUUUAAGAAUAUUGUUUGUUGUACAGGUGGAUCUGAUAAUUGAAAAUACAGAUGAAUUUGAAGUUUAUAAAGUUUUUGACCAGAAUUUGGUAAAAAAAACAGUGGCAGAAUUAGAGGAGGAGACUACAAUUUUUAAUCAAAGAAUAUCAAAUUUUUGGAAACGGCAGGGUUUUGAACUGGAUCCAUUUCAGUAUUUUUGUUUUAGUGUUAAUACAAACGCUAAUUAUAAAAUAAGAAUUCACUCUAUUGGUAGGUUAUUUAAUACUUUUAACAUACCUUCAUUAUUUAGUGGCCUUUUACUGGGUUUCAUCCCUGGAGGCAUACUAUACAAUAUUAGAAGGGCUAUUUUAGUUUUAGGUGGAAUUGGCCAUUUAAACUAUAUUGAUGCUUCAUCUCUUGUCUUAAUAAAAAAAAAAUUAUAAAUACUACAUUGUUAUUAUUAAUUAUAAGUCUUAUAUUUUAAACUAAUACUAUGAAAUAUGUAUUAACUAUUUUUAAAGCACUAGACAGUAGCAGAGUAGCAAUAUUUUUAGUUGGAAUUUUUCUAUUUGGCCACUCAGCACAAUUAAGUCGUUAUUCUUUAACUUACUAUUUGAGUAGUAUUGUAAAUAGUAUAAUUAUAUUUAUCAUAAUGAUAUUAUUUUUCAUCAGUCAACUUAUACCUAAAGUAUGGACCUUUUGUGAUUUAAUGUGUUGUUUAAUGAAGUUUUCAUUUUGUUUAAUUAUUAUUAUUAUUAUUCAGGAAAAAUGUAUAGUUGGGUUUUUGGAAAAGGAUUGUAUUUUAAGUCUUCAUGAUAUACAAAUAUUGGUUAAAAAUCUCAACAUAAUCUCAAAUUAUAUAUAUGUAUAUAUUUUGUUCUUAUUGUUAAUCGGUUUUGAUGUUUAUUAUAAAUAUACACUAUACACGCAGAAACUAAAACCCACAAACUUUAUGAAAUGGACAUUACAGGUGAUUAACAUAAUUAUUAUUUACAAAAUGAAAAUGUUUGAUGUUUAUUUAAUAUUUACAAUGUUUGUAUAUUAUAUUACAGUUAAUUGGUUUGACUCUUAUCACAUUUAGUAGUUUCUAUUUUGAAGCUAUGAUAUUUAUCGAUAUUUUGAGCAUUAUAUUUCACUACCGUAAACUUUCUCUGUCUUUUAAGUAAGUGAACAUAAAUUUAAUUAAAAAUAUAGAAAUAUUUGUUGUAUUAUAGAUUAUUACCUAAAAGAAAACCAAAACUACGAUUUUUGUCUCAAAAUGAAUACAUAUACCAAGGAAUGAUUGAGACACCAAAGGCUCUUAUUGAACUGCACAAAUACUGUAAUAGACCAGACUAUGAUGUAUGGUAUGCAAUAAGCAGACUACGCGAGUAUAAAAAGUAAUAAAAUAAAUUGGGUAAUAAUAAAACGUGGGAAAAAUAGGAAAAUCAAAAUUUAGAAAAAGUAAUAUUAUCAUAACCAUAUAUUAUUAUUUUUUUCAAAUUUUGACUUUUCAUGUUUUACUAGUUGUCCAAUAAUAAUAUAUAUAUUUUAUAUCCAUUCUCAACAAUAUUAUAGAUUUAUUAAAUUUAUGAUGACAUCAGACCAUAUUACAGACACUAUUAAAAUAUCAGAAAUGGAAACUGACGAUGAACUCGGAGGUAUAACAGAUUUAGAGAUAGAUGGAAUUCACAGUGAUUUUAUCGGUGACCAUAAAUAUAUAGAAUAUUUAUUAACAAGUGAUGAUGAAUAA